This is a messenger RNA of Aethina tumida (small hive beetle), 1365 nucleotides long. RefSeq names its product gastric triacylglycerol lipase-like. Lineage: Eukaryota; Metazoa; Arthropoda; Insecta; Coleoptera; Nitidulidae. Gene Ontology annotation, biological process: lipid metabolic process. The record is from RefSeq and is a predicted model, not a curated record. The transcript has 6 exons. Bases 11 to 1258 code for a protein of 415 amino acids. Gene Ontology annotation, molecular function: hydrolase activity, acting on ester bonds.
AUCACCAGAAAUGAAGUUAACAAGCAUAAUUUUUGCUACAGUUACGCUACAAUUAACUGGUGCACAUACCAACAAUGUUUGUACUAAUUUUUGGGCAUUUUUAAACAUUAUAACAAACCCCCAUUGCUACUACAAUCCUGACGUGUCAGGAAAUAUUACGGAAAUAAUCACGGGUCAUGGUUAUAAAAUGGAAACAUACACAACAACCACAUGGGAUGGAUACAUUUUGGAUAUAUUUCGUAUUCCCGCAGCCAUAAACGACAAUUGCGAAAAUUCGAAACCGAAACAACCCAUUUUUUUCGUCAAUGGUAUCAACAGGGAUGCCAGAGCUUGGUUACUAAUGAGCGGCCAAUCCCCUGCACUUUAUUAUGCAUCUAAAUGUUACGAUGUUUGGCUGGCAAAUGUAAGAGGUACUGCUUACAGCAAACACAUAACUAGAGACCCCAACAGUAAGGCCUAUUGGGACUUUAGUUUCCACGAACAGGCUAUCAUAGAUAUUCCAGCAAAUCUCGACGUAGUAGCCAAAGUUACAGGACAAGCAGGGAAUAUAAUUUACGUCGGCCAUUCUAUGGGCACGACCAUAUCAUACAUUUAUUGUUCCGUUAAUGUAACGCAUUGUAAAAAUAAUUUGAAAGCAGUGAUAUCUCUGGCACCAAUUGCAAAUCUCAAUAAGUUGAAAGUGCCGUUCCACUAUUUGUUGGCGUACAACAGCAAACUUUUGCAGAGUAUGCUUUCUUUAGUGCAUCUUUAUUGGUUUCCAUUACAACCGAUCUUUAGAUUGUGCGUUAAUUUUCCAAUAAUGGGACCUUGUGCUAUGAUGCUACAAUUUUUUAUAGGCAAAAGCCAACCAAAUAAUUAUCCAGAAUUCCUGCCUGGUUUCAUGUUUAAUGGGGUCACUCCUGUUGGUGUAAAACUUAUAAUGCAUUACUCUCAAAUUAUGAUUAAAAAAGGGCGAUUCGCUUGGUAUGAUCAUGGAACUUCAAAAAAUUUAAUUGUGUACAAUUCAAAAGUACCACCAUUAUAUGAUGUGAGCAACAUUCCUGUCAAUGUUGACUUGAUUUUUGCGAACGACGAUUUACUUUCUUAUAAAGAUGACGUCAUGGUUUUAUACAAGAAUUUACCAAGCAGUUUGAAAUCAAUAUCUGAAGUUCCGACAAACUCAAGUAAAUAUAUGAACCAUAUGGACUUCCUAAUAAGCCAAAAUAUAGGAAAUGUCUAUGAUACAAUUAACAUAAAACUCAAAAAUUACUCGACUUGAUUCUAAACAACUUUUAAAACAUAAUUUUGAAUUAUUCUGGUAAAAUGACUCUUAUCUUAUGUCUAUUCCGUGAGAAAAAAUAUAAUAAAAAACUUUGGAAUAUUUUA